This is a messenger RNA of Amoebophrya sp. A25, 6230 nucleotides long. NCBI's taxonomy places the organism in Eukaryota, Dinophyceae, Syndiniales, Amoebophryaceae. The record is from the annotation of a GenBank genome assembly.
GGAGCGAGUGUCAGUCGUGGUCUCUCUCUUUUCCCACCGAGAGUGCUCUUCGAGAGUGUCUUUUCUACCAAUUCGUAAUUCCAAAGAAGCCUCGUUUGCGUCCUCCCGUUCUGUGUCUUCUGACAAAAAUACGACAAGUAGAACUACCUAGUAGUUUGCUUCUUCUUCUAGGACGAGUAGCAGGAGCAUCAGCGGCAGUAGCAACAGUAACUUAGCCACGGCCAGCUGAGGACAUCAGCAACUCGAUCCUUGCGUGAUUCGCAGAAGAAGUACUAAGACAAAAAAGUUGGAGAUGAGCAUGAUGGGAUCUAUCACUAUGGCUGCCGGAGCGGCCAUGCUGGCGAGUGUCAAUGCCAUUACACCCAGCAAGUUGAUGCAGAAUGCAUUGUUGCAGGUAUGGGAGAAGAAACAAGUAAAACCCAUUGAAGCACGAUGUGUUUAGUGUCACUCAGACGAUAUUUGAUGGAGUGGAAAGAAAGAGAAGAAGAUGCGCCCUUGUAUAGAGAUAUAUAACUACAAGGACAUGGUGCUACUCAGUUAAUAUGAAACUGAGAGCGUCCGCCUUCGCAUACAACACCAAAUAUUUUGAAUGCCCAGUGGCCUACCCAGACUCCUAAUCGCUCCAUCUCGAUCUCUAACACAGGAAAGCACCCUUUCAGCUGCAACUGCGCCGAAAAAAAUGACUGCUGUUAUCAAGAUUCUAGAGGACAUGCGUGAUCAAAUCGAUACGGAUCAAGCUGAGGAUGAAAAAUCCUUUGCCAAAAUGGAAUGCUGGUGUAAAAAGAACGAUAUGACGCUUAGUGAAGCUCAGGUAUUGAUUGGCAUGUGCUUUGGAGAACAAUAACAAGUAGAGUACUUCUGUGAAAUGAAAGAAGUACAAGUACACAUCACGAUCACAUUUGAAUGGUUUGACGCAAUAUAAAACCUCCUUAUUUUAGACUCAGAGCUUUUCGCUCCUCUACAAUCAUGAGGAAAAGGCGUUCGCCUUCGCUUGCUAUUUUCAUUAUAAAAAGUAGCGGGAAGGCUUUCAUUUAGAAUUUCCCGUUCUUUCACCUUCUCUUUUUAGGCCGCUGCUCAAGCCGAGUUGGAGCGUCUACGCGCAUCCGUGACGGCCAACACGGCUGAAGCGGCUGCUCUCGGAACAGAGCUCGUAGCAAUGGAGAAAGAUUAAGGCCAGGAAUAAAUCAAGAUUGCAUGCAUUGAUUACAUGAGAGUUUUAUUGCAGAGUAGUUUAUAGCACGCAUGGUGCAUGGAGUGCAUGGAGCGCAGAGCUCUAAGGGGCGCAAGAAGCUCGCCCUUUAGCUCCAGUCCAUGCUACUCCAUGUGAUCCAUGCACUCCAUGCCAUGCGAGCUGUGAAACCUUAGGAGUUGCUCUGUUAUUGCUAUACUUAUCCCAAGUUCGUUGCUGAUGAAGAUGAUAAAGUUUUUUUGCUACUCUCCCUCGUAAGUGCGAGUAUCACAGCUGGACUGCGGAUAAGUUAGAGAGAAGCUGGAUGUCUAAUCAAAACUGAAGCAAGCACGUGAAUCUGUGGAUGAAUUGAUCACGAUGAACACAAAGACCGUAGAAGAGGACUCCAAGACUGUUGCAGAGUACACCGAGUCCGUCACAGCUUUGGCCAACGCCAUUACCGUGUUGAGCAAGCACCAGCCGGGCUUGUCGCAACAGAAAGUCGUGUUGUUAUGGUGUUGGCUUUCGUUUAAUCAUGUUUCGGUGAUGAAGCAAUGUUGAUGUUAAAAAAUGUAGUUAAGGAAAAAGCUGAACAAGUGCACAAACAUUCCCAUUCGUUAUUUAAUCGUGGAAUACAAUGUUUGUAUAAGUUAAUGUUUGUUGUUGCGCAAGGGUCAUAACCUCGGAGUGACAAGAAGAAGAAUUAUUCCUUACUUUCAUUCCCUGAGCUCCGCAAGCAUGUUAACGCUCACCAAGACGUUUUGGACGCAUUGUUAGAACCGGGGAGCAAGCGAGCCUUGGACGCAUUUCUGCAGAACGGACAGAACCCGAACAGUCCAGCUUUAUGAUGAGCCAUUUAAUGCGUGAUCAUGAGUGAGUGAGACCGCGUGAAAGACGACAGAAGCUUACGACUAGCCAGUUGAUUUGUAGCUGUAUCGUCUUUCCGUGACUUAUUAUUGUCAAUUUUGCAUAAAAAGUCAACCCGUCCAACACUCUCUAUCCAAAUCCAUGCACAAAGAAAUAUACACAACAGGGACACAAAUCCCGCCACCGCCUCCUUUCAUAUCCCUACUCUUCGCAAUCCGGCCAAAUUUUUGGCAUUCUGUCGGAGAUGAAGGACCAGUUUGGAGCCGACCUCUCAGCUUUGAAAGAAAAGAUGGCCUCCGAUAAGGUCACCUACGGAAAGCUCAAGAAGUCGAAGGAAGAAGGCAUCGCAGACUUGGAGAAAGGAAUUACUUCAAAGACGUCGAGGAAAGUUAUGAAGACUGAAUUGUCCGAGAUGUCUACCAGCCGCUCCAAUUCAUAUUCAUUGGACAAGGAGUGCGUAUCUUUACAAUCCGCAAGACUUCAUAAUUUCUCAAGACUUCAUAAUUUCAUCUUUUCUAAGCUUCCCGAAGCCAAACAGGAAGCUGCUGAUGCCAAGCAACAAAUCGCUGACAUCGAAAAAACAAUGGCUGCCGAUCUCGAAUUCUUGGCUGAGGUGAAGAAGGUUUGCCCAAAAGCCAACGAGGAGUUCGCCAAGCGCACUGAGGAUAGACACAUUACGAAAGGCUCAACAAAUAAAACUCAGUGGCAUUAUCUUGUCCUCCAUUUUAGUAACUGCAUCAACGUUACAAAGCCUGACGUCGUGCAAGAAUUAUAAUGUUUAAGCAUUCGAAUUUUUAUAUUGUUUUCCAGAUGAGAAAUCAACAAGAACUCAAAGUUUGUCUUCUUGAUUAUUUCCUCAAAUUGAUCUGACCUCUCUAACUCCCUGGAAACCACUGCCAUCGCCAAGGCCAUUGAUAUCCUGGGAAGUGAUGAGAGCCGUGAUAUGUUCGACAAGACCGUUGAGCAGGGACCGGCGAUGGUGUUCUUUCAUUACGGUCGCACAUCAAGGUGUAUUUCUCUUCAGUGUCUAUUCUCAUACAAUACAUUAGCUUCUUCUAUCCCGACCAAAAAUUUCUGUGAAGGCAGUUUUCCCUAAUGGAAAAUCUGUAGAAAAAGGAAGUAGAAGGUACUUCUGAUGAGACCUAGACUCUUUCCGCUUGCGCUUGAUUAUACCUCUAAUCCUAGAAAUCGAUCGCCUCCGCAGCUGAGCUGGAGAAGAGAAACGAUGUGGGACAGCUCUUGCAGAAAUUGGCCGCAUCUGACAGUUAUGGAAGCCGUUUUGUCUGUGUGCAAACCUCAUUCUCAGGUUUAGUACUAGUUUUUCUGUUUUUACACUCUUUCAUUUUUUAAAUCACGGUAAUAAACGAAAACAUUUGAUUUCGAUCUUGACCUCAUCAACUUUUAAUCACGGUAAACGAAAACAUAAACAUUUGAUUUCGAUCUUGCCCUCAACAUCAACUUUUUCUCUUCUUGAAGGAGAAUUCUCCCACGCCCUCCUCUCGCCCUCAACAACUUUUUGUCUUCUUGAGCCUUCUCCCACGCCCUCCUCUAAUCUCUCCCAAUGCCCUCCACGCACAACGCCGCGCUGAAGUUGAUUUCCGCCAGUGUCAAACUAGCUCCUUUCACCCGCGUCGUCGAGGCCAUUAAGACCAUGAUUGCGGAGAUCAAGGAGAAGAAGUCUCUGGAGACUGGCCAGAAGGAUGAGUGUGCCGAAAAGAUGAACGAUAACGAAAAGGAAACGGCAGCAGCCGAAAACGAGUUGGAGAAAUUCAAGGGACAAUUGGAGAAACAUGAAGGUAUUGUAGCUGAGAUCUAGAUUCGAUUAUCACCACACUGGUAGAAAAAAAUUGGUACUACCAACUGAUUAUGAUUUCCUGAUAUAAAUUGAGUAGCUUAUAGCACGCAUGGUGCAUGGAGUAGCAUGGAGUGCAUGGAGCGCAGAGCUUUAAGGGGCGCUAGCUCCAUGCUACUCCAUGUGAUCCAUGCACUCCAUGCCAUGCGAGUUGUGAGACCUUGCGAAUUGCUCUAUAAAAUAAACAUUUCUAUUUUCUUCCCAUCAGACUACAGCAGCUGUAUCCAUUUCCAUCAUCUUCCAUCAAAAAAUAUCACCUUUUCAGCCGACCUCGCCACAAAAGUGGAUGCCAUCGAAAAAACCAAGACCCAGAUCUCUGACGCCGAAAAGGGCCUCAAGGACCUAGAAGAAGAUCGCGCAGAGGCCUUCAAGGUCUUCCAGCAGAAUGUUGCUGAUCAGUCUACUGCUAUCGAACUGCUUGGCAAGGCUAUUUCGGAGUUGUCCAUGGUCUAUGAGAACUUGGCUAAGGGAGGGUCUUUUGUGCAGGUCUCUCAAGAACCAGAGGGUCCAAGUGCAGGGUUGACGCACAGUGAUGCUCCGGAAAUGGGAACAUACAAGAAAAACCAAGCGGGAACUGGUAAUAUCGUUGUUAGUUUAUUUUAUCAUGUCUCCUUGACGACGUCGUUGUGGAUGACUAGAGCAUACAUCCUGAUAAAUCCUCUUAAAGUUGAGUGGAACGGAAAGACAGGGUUCAAUCAUAUUUUUCUCGUUUUCUCUCUCUUUGGAUACAGUAAAUUGACUCGUUUGCGGUUAGCCAAAGAAGUUAGGUCGUGUAGCAAUUAUUUUCUUGCAGGAGAUACAUUCGAAGUAGAGAGAAUUGUAGUUACAAUCGACCACCAUGCUGUAGAUUGAGAUUGAGUAGUCUCCAUCUCCCGGUACAACGGAUGGGUACUUAUCUUCCCUUUCAACAAAUGUUCAUCUUCCCUUUCAACAACAGCAUUCCCCUACGCACCGUCUUACUAACAACCACCAGGUGUCGUCGCUAUGCUUCAGGGUAUCCAGGAUGAGGCGCGCAAGACCUUGAGCGAGUUGCGUAUCGACCAAGAAGAAGCCAACAAGGACUUCAUGAAACAGAGGGAUUUGUUGACGGACGUGAAGCAAUCCUCGGAAUUGGCUCUGUCGACACUGAACUUUAUGGGGCUUGUGCUUGUGGUUUUGUGAAAGUCGUAGUCGAAUCAAGGAGAGCAUUAUAUAUAACCAUAUUUUGUUAAAGUAUUUUUGAUGUCCUCGAACAGGUAGACUCAGUAAAGGUGUGCUCGAACAACUCGAGAGGUACUAGUUGAUAAAAGGUAGAUCAUGACCAUGAGGCUCUUUAUGGUGAGACAAGUCGUGCUCUGCGCCUGCGGUCCUAGCGAUUCUUGUUGUUAGUGACAGAUGGUGAGGGCGCUCGCGAGCGCGACACGUGCGAGGCGGUAGGGCCGUGCGCGAAGAUAAUAUUAAUAAUAGAGGUUCUCGGCCCCUCUCCUUAUUAUCCUCUUUCAUUUCCCUCGAGAAGGCCGACUUGGACAAGGGCAUCUCAACCGCAAACGGCGAUAUCAACGACAAGGUUGCGGAAAUCGCGAGCCUCACUGAGAUCAUGAAGAGCUACAGUUAUGAACGGUGGUGAUGGGUGUGUGGCGUUGUUCUUUCUCUAUAGUACUUUUGUGAAUAUGAAGAUCCCCAAGAAUCUAAUUACCUCCUAGGUAUCUGAUUACCUCCACUAAUUCUCUGGUAUCUAAUUACCUUCUAGCUCCUACUGUCGCUCCAUGUAUUAAACCUUCUCUCGGCUGCACAGCUCCUUCACUACUUGGCUUGGAAAUAGUGUUCUGAAAAUACAAAUAGUCGCCUGCUUCCUCUAAUCCCCAGAAGAAUGCGAUUUCCUCCUGAAGCACUUUGAUGUCCGACAGGAAGCCAUGACAACGGAAGUGGAAGCCUUGAACCAGGCUAUCGCGAUUUUGAAGGGCUCCGAUGCCGGCGGCGAAAUGCAGACCAUCUACGCCAACCCAACAAGCUUCUUGGGACAGAAGUAGACUUCGACCUCGCUCGAUGAUUUUAGACCGUGCUCUCCUUCAGUCCCAAAAAUGUUGUUCGCGUUUAUGUACAGAUAUGACGAGUAGAUACGUGGAUUCGACUAGAGCUACUUACUAGCAUUUUUUCCAAAGAAAGCGAUUAAAGAUUGAAUCGUGAACCUCAUAUUUCUCAGUGUGUUUUUUCGUUUUUUCCAGAUCAUAUGACGAUAUCGACAGUUACGACGACGAGGAUUUUCAAGAUAAUAAAUACCAUUCAUUGUGUUGAUUCUUGUCAUACUCAUAGCCAUAGGUAGCCUUUCCGUAAUAGAAGUGAUGAACUUCAAAGGCAACAAAG